GAGGGAUCCGCGGGACCCAGGCCCUAGCGCGCGCCGUUCUCUGUGCGCUCACUGCACCGUCCCUCGUUGCCAUGGCGCCGCGCCUCCCGCCGCUGGGCGCGCCCCGGCUGAGGGCACAGAGCCUGGCCGCGGGCACGCGGGGCGGUCAGAGCAGAGCGAUGGGGGCGUCACGGGCCGGAACACGGACUUCGCCUCGAUCGCAGCAGCCUGAGUCCAGCGCGCGGCCGCGACGCGUUUUCCACAACACGCUGCUCUUCUACUGGAGGAAGCGGGAGCGCCGCCACGGACGACGCAAGCCGGGCUCGGGACGCGGAUCGAGGCCCAGCGACGCGGCCAGGACCCGGGCUGCUGGCCCUUCGCCCACGCCGACCCGGACCCAAGCCUCGGGCUCUGCAGCCUCUCGAGCGCGGUCCUCGGCCCACAGCCCUACCUCCCUGCCGGACCCCGCCCCGGCCCCGGGCCCCGCCCCCGCCCCCGCCCCCAGCUCCAGCCCCAGCCCCAGCCCCAGCUCGAGCCCGUCCUCCCAACCCGCGGCCGAACCCGAGCCUGUGCCCGCGGCGCGCGCGCCCGGGUCCUGUGGCCGCGCCCUGGCGGCGGCGCGCGCGCUGGCCUGGCGGCCGUCUUGGAGGCCCAUCUGGAGGCCGAGCUGGCCCGGCAGGCAUUGCGCGAGCAAUAUGGCGGCGCCCGGCGAGCGGGGGCGCUUCUACGGCGGGAACCUCUUCUCGUUUCUGCCCGGCGGCGCGCGCUCCGAGGUGAUGGACGACCUAGUGACGGACGCGCGCGGACGGGGCGCGGGGCGGAGAGAUGCCGCUGCCUCGGCCCCGACGCCAGCCCCGGCGCCGACCUCCGAUUCUCAGGUCACCGAGGAGGACACGUCCCGGAGGCGGCCCUGCCGGGCCUGCGUGGACUUCAAGACGUGGAUGCGGACGCAGCAGAAGCGGGACAGCAAGUUUAGGGAAGACUGCCCUCCCGAUCGCGAGGAACUGGGCCGCCACAGCUGGGCUGUCCUCCACACCCUGGCCGCCUACUACCCCGAUCUGCCGACCCCAGAACAGCAGCAAGACAUGGCUCAGUUCAUACAUUUAUUUUCCAAGUUUUACCCGUGUGAGGAGUGUGCCGAAGACAUAAGGAAGAGGAUAUGCAGGAACCAGCCAGACACGCGCACCCGGGCGUGCUUCACCCAGUGGCUGUGCCGCCUGCACAAUGAAGUGAACCGCAAGCUAGGCAAGCCGGACUUUGACUGCUCGCAAGUGGAUGAGCGCUGGCGUGACGGCUGGAAGGAUGGGUCCUGCGACUAGACGGUGGCCGGCAGAGCCGUGGGACAGCAGCCUGGGUCUGCUGGCAGCCUGGGUAGAGAGGGGCGGGGCACUCAUUAAAGUGCAUCGGAGCCACAGCCUGUCGUGUCUCAGUUGGGUGAUCCCCAGACACUGCUCUUGGGGCCCUUUCCCUCUUAGGUCUGGAGUACAAGUGGAGGUGCCUGCCGCAGACGCCCUGCUGGCUCCUCCUCGGCCGAGGCCCCGGGGGCUGCAGGUGAAGGAGGCAGGAGCAGUCCAGGCUGUGCCUUCCAUUCAGAAUGCAGCCUCCACGCCCUGGGGCCCACUUCCCUGCACGAGAAAGUGCAGGGCCUGCCUGGGCUCCCUGUCCUGCUCCUCGAGGCUGGGCCAUGGUCUCCCCACCAUGUAGCUAGAGACUGCUGCAGUGACCGCAGCUCCGUAGGCUGAGUGCUGUCAGUAAUUCGGGAAAAGAGGCCUGGGGGCUGAGGCGCCCCCGCCCCCCGCCCCCGCUCGGUCCCUACGGGGAGAGCACAGGCAGGCUUCUCUGAGGCUCCACCCGUGCUGCUGCCCGCCUCCUGUCCAGCACUUACCUGUACCAGGCCUGACGCAGGCGUGUGGGGCCAGCCUCAGCUUGAGACCAAAAUAAAAUGAUGGAGAGGUGA
Leopardus geoffroyi (Geoffroy's cat) is the source of this 1936-nucleotide messenger RNA. RefSeq names its product growth factor, augmenter of liver regeneration (gene GFER). NCBI's taxonomy places the organism in Eukaryota, Metazoa, Chordata, Mammalia, Carnivora, Felidae. Gene Ontology annotation, biological process: liver development. Gene Ontology annotation, cellular component: mitochondrion. The record is from RefSeq and is a predicted model, not a curated record. Bases 72 to 1298 code for a protein of 408 amino acids. The transcript is spliced from 3 exons. Gene Ontology annotation, molecular function: flavin-dependent sulfhydryl oxidase activity; flavin adenine dinucleotide binding.